AUGAUGAGAAUAAAUGUUAAGAGAAAAAAACCUAAUGAAUUAUUUGAGCAGUGGCUAGAAGAAUGGAGAGAUCAGGCAAAAAUAAAAAAGUCUAACUUAGAAGAUCAUUUUUCAAGAGCUUUAGUGUCAUUAAAAAAAUACCCGCUACCGCUGGCUUCUGGAGCUGAUUGUAUUUUAUUGCAGAAUUUUGGCUUUAAAUUAUGCAAGAUGUUGGACAAAAAAUUGGAAGAACAUUCUGGUACGGACAAAAUUUCUAGUCAAGAUAAAAUAGACAAAGUAAUUCCUAGGAAAGAAAAAUGUCCUGAACCGGCAAAACCUAGAGCUAAAAAGAAACCAGCGAAGCAACUGAAACUGUUUGAAGAGCUAGAAAAGCCGGAGACUUCAAGUGCAAUUGAUAAUUUUUCUAUGCUACCCCAGACUUUUGAUGUUAUUUUGUUGGUGGAUAAUAAUGAGAAAAUUACAAGUUGUUCUUUGGAUAAAAAUAGUGGGAAGGUACUGUAUGAAGUGAGACAUCUCAAGGUUGGAGACUUUGCCUGGAUUGCUAGGUGUCGAGAGACUAAGAAGGAGUUGGAUAAACAUUUAGAGAAGUGUUCUAAAGAAAAUAUUCCUUCUUGUUGUCUGUCGGAUGACAAGAUAUUUCUGAUGGAAUUUACCGAAUUCAAUCAGUCUUCUUCAAAAUCAAAGAUCCACAGUGUGAAAGAAAUGUUUGUGCGUCAAUUACUUCAAUUAAAAGGUCUGUCAGUAGAACGAGCUCUCGCAAUUGUUCAAGUUUACCCAACUCCAUAUUUAUUGAAGGAAGCAUUCACCAAAGCGGGUACUGACGGCGACAAACUAUUAGCAAAUUUAACAUUCGGACGAGUAGGUCGUAAAAUGGGGCCAGUAUUAUCGCAAAUAUUAUAUAAAUUAUAUACCAGUGAUCAACUUGAGUAG
Messenger RNA from Cotesia congregata, 930 nucleotides. Lineage: Eukaryota; Metazoa; Arthropoda; Insecta; Hymenoptera; Braconidae. The record is from the annotation of a GenBank genome assembly.